AAACUUUGUAUUAAUGUCAUUAACAACAUACUGCAUAACCUAACUUUUAAUAUUAUAUUCUAUUAUUAUUAAAAUAAAAUAAGUAAGCCAUAAAAAUGGAAGAAGAAGGGACACCAACUGUUAGCUUAGUAUCAUGCAUGCAUUUUGUAAAGCGCGGAGUAGCAAAAGCUGUACCAGAAAAGAUUGAACUAACCGAAAAGGAAUUGGAGAAAAUAAUUAAACAAACUGCUACUGAAUUGCGUUUAACUGAGGAUGGCGAUGAUCAGAGUGACGAAGAGGCUGAAAAUGCUGAACAAGUUAGAGAUCCACCAGCUGAUCCCAAUGACGAAUUUAAUUUUGAAAAUUAUGAUCAAGAGGAAGGAAGUGAUCCAGUUGGCAUUGGGACCAUAGCUACACUUCCAAACUUAGGUGAUCUCAGUGAAAAUGUUCAAAUACGAACAGAGGGUCCCGACAGUGAUGAAGAGGAUGAUAUAAUUAAACCAGAUGACAAUCUCCUUCUAGUAGGACAUGUGGAGACUGAUGCUAGUGUAUUAGAAGUAUAUAUCUUCAAUAAAGAAGAGGGAUCAUUCUACGUCCACCAUGAUAUUAUCUUGCCCUGGUUUCCUCUCUGCAUUGAAUGGUUGAGUCAUGACCCAUCAGAUCCACAACCAGGUAACCUCUGUGCAUUGGGUGGCAUGGAUCCAGUUAUCCAAGUAUGGGACUUAGAUAUAGAAAACUGCCUAGAACCAGCAUUCAAAUUAGGCAAGAAGCCAAAUAAAAAGAAAAAAACUAAAAGAAUAGGACACAAGGAGGCUGUGUUGGACCUUUCGUGGAAUAGGAAUUUUACUCAUGUCCUUGCUAGUGGAUCAGCUGACAAUACAGUCUUAUUGUGGGAUCUGGAUAAAGGCUCCCCACACACAAAGUUAAACUACUUUGAAGAUAAGGUGCAAUCCUUGUGCUUUCACCCGCUGGAGGCGCAGACGUUGCUGUCGGGGUCGUGCGACGGUCGCGCGCGCGUGACCGACUGUCGCGCGACGGACGCACACCGCGCGUGGAGCCUGGGGCCGGAGAUAGAGCGCGUGGUGUGGGACACACACAACCCGUUCUGCUUCGCGAUGAGCAAUAAUGAAGGAAAAGUGGCUUAUGUGGACUGUCGACAAGACGAGCCUCUCUGGACAAUAGACGCUCACCAGAAGGAAGUCACAGGACUUAUAAUAAGUGAUAAUGUUCCUGGGUUGUUGAUAACGGUGGGCUCCGAUGAGAAAUUCAAAACGUGGGAUAUAACAAGUUCAUCGCCGCUACAAAUCAGUGAACGUUCAGUAAGGGUGGGGCAAGUUUUGUGCGCGUCUCAGUGUCCCGACGCGCCCUUCUCGCUGGCCGUGGGCGGAGACAACAAGGAAUGCUUCAUCGAGAUCGUGGACCUCACAACGAAUGAAGAGGUUAUGAAUCGUUUCGGAUCACGAACGCAGGCUCCAGUCGGCAACAAUGAUGCUAUGGAGUCAUAGGAAUAUUUGAUGACAUUUGUUUACAUUGUAAAAAUUAUAUUGUAUAUUAAAAAAUAUUUUACAAAUAAAAAAAUAAUUGAAUUUCUGUUUUAUUUAAUUUACCAAUAAUACUGUAAAAAUACAUUUGUAACUGUGGAAUGUAAUAUCUUUAAAAUAGCAUGUGCUCUUUCUUAGUCGGUACAUAAUGUUUUAAAUAAAUAAUUCUUAAAAAGCGACACGAAAGCCGUCACCAAAAUGUUAUUUACAACAUACCACCCUCAGUGUUGCCAUUACAGUCACGUCCUUAUAAUUUAGCCCUUGUAUCGCUGCAAACAAAAAUAUAUAAUUUUACUCUGUCUUUAAAAUGUGUGCAAAAAAUGUACGAUAACGAUUAAAUAAAUAUGUUUGAUAAAAAAAAACACUUAAUAAGAAGUAUAUUUAAGGAUUUAUAAUAAAACAAUAUUCUGUAACUGAGAUUUAUAUUUGCAACAUUGCUUACAUCAUCUAAACAAAAAUAAAAUAAAUACAAACUAGACAAAGGCAUUUUAACCUAUACAUUAUCUGUGCGAAGCUACGUUGUAUAAUUUAAAUAUGGAACUAUGCACCGCUCUAUCAGAUCAAGAGAGAUACUUUUAAUAUUGAAUUUAACAAAAUAGCAUUAUUUUUAUAAAUUCAAAACGUGGUCAAUUUUUACGACUAUUUAUAAGGCAUUAUCACAAUAAAAUGUUAAUUUUCUCUAUUGAUCUGAUAGACAAAACUUUGUGACAUUAAUAAGCUCUUCGAUACUGAGCUCUAUUUAUGGUUAUAAAUCGAGUAGUCGAAAAACUAAUAAUCGCAUAAAAUCAGGACCAAUAAGGCCACUUGUUUCAAAUGAACACAAUUUGUUCUCUACCUGUAACGGCAGUGUCA
Vanessa tameamea is the source of this 2372-nucleotide messenger RNA. It is a transcript of the gene nclb, whose product is annotated as no child left behind. The record is from RefSeq and is a predicted model, not a curated record. The transcript is spliced from 13 exons. Gene Ontology annotation, molecular function: protein binding. Bases 96 to 1484 code for a protein of 462 amino acids. Lineage: Eukaryota; Metazoa; Arthropoda; Insecta; Lepidoptera; Nymphalidae. Gene Ontology annotation, cellular component: nucleus. Gene Ontology annotation, biological process: rRNA processing.